Astrephomene gubernaculifera is the source of this 6815-nucleotide messenger RNA. The record is from the annotation of a GenBank genome assembly. NCBI's taxonomy places the organism in Eukaryota, Viridiplantae, Chlorophyta, Chlorophyceae, Chlamydomonadales, Astrephomenaceae.
AGAAUGGGUAACUCCAAGCAUACAUAGCAGAGUACCCGAAGUGAUUGUUCUCUAGCGACCCUCUAUCCGAGAGUACUUAAGGUUUCGAGUUUUUGGGAACCGCACUGCCUACGCCAUAUAACCUGUGGCUAAGGCUUUUGCUUCUCUAAACAGUAGUUAUAACUGCGAUCUCUUGCUUUGCGGCACCUUUUGCAGCUAGAACGGUCUGUCCGGUUACCAAACUUGCCACCGUUUCUGAGCGCAAAUUGUCCCAGUUAAACAGAAAAUUGCUUCGGUUACACUAGGAUGGCUGUCGCGCGUCAGGCGCGACGGCUGUAUGGUGGAACUGACGGCCGCGCAACGACCCGUUGGCACCAACCUGUGGCUCUCCUUGCUGUUAUUUUAAUCGUAGCAGCGUUACCUGGCUCCAAGUCGUCCCAAGAUGGCAAUAGCGCAUCUGGGUCAACCUUCCAGAUGGGUCGUCGUCUUCAAGAUGAGACUGCAAGCGGGGCCUUAGCGGUCGAUCUUACUGCCGACCAGCAGCAACAGCCCCCGCCCUUUCCACCCAUGAGCCUGCCAACGUCUGCGUGCGUGUACUCCAAUCCGGGAAACUACAGCACGGUCACACCUGGCAAUUCACAGAACGGCAUUGAAUCGUGCGUGGACCAAGCUGGCUGCCUGGACCUGUACGUUGAUGGUAAUACGUGUAGUCUGGUACAGGGUAGCGGCGGCCCCUGGCUGUACUGCCAGGUUUGCUUGUAUUGGAGCAACAGCCGCGGCACUUGUGUGAAGUCUAGCCAGGAUACCGUUAGCCACGUUUGCAUGGGCGACGAGUUUUACCCUGUGAUGCCGAGCUCUGCGAGCACGCCUGCGUCUGGCAACACGUACAAGCUAGAUGGCUGGAGCUCCGGCGCUGACGCCCGAUAUUGCCAAUGGGCGCGCUGGAACAGCACCAACUACGGCGCGGAGACCGUACGGUUCACUGUGAAGGACGGCAGCGGUGCAUGCCUGAACGUUCCAUCACCGCUGUCGGUCACCCUGCAAGGCAUCGCAGCGACGUGCCAAAACCCACGUGUGGUGGACGGGACCCUUGCUGGCUGCGGUAUUGGAGACCAGGACAAUGAGUGCCUCUGGUCGUUUGAGGUUCCUCGACCUGGCACCCCUGCCUUCAAAUGCGGACCGUCUCCACCAAUGCCGCCCAGCCCUCUGCCGCCCUCUCCUGUGGCAAGCCAGGCGCCUCCUCCCUCACCUCCCCGGCCGGCACCUUCUCCGCCACCGCCCAGCCCACGGCCACCCUCGCCUGCGCCGCCUAGCCCGUCACCAAAGCUUUCUCCGCCGCCAAGCCCUCCAAAGCCUUCUCCCCAGCCGCCUAGUCCGGCGCCCCCCUCUCCCAUUCCACCACAGCCCAACCCACUCCCAGCACCACCUAAGCCGCUAAGCCCUCCACCAUCCCCUGGAGUGCCGCCAUGCGUCUACUGGAAUCCCGGGAAUGAUAGUGGGAUUCAGCAAGGCGACUCCCAGAACGGCAUAGAGUCGUGCGUGGACCAGGCUAGCUGCCUGGAUGUUUACCUGGAUGGCAGCACAUGCGGCAAAAGCGAUGACGGCGCAUGGCUGUACUGCCAGGUUUGCCUGUACUGGAGCAACAACCGUGCAGCUUGCGCUAAGUCUGGCCAGGACACCGUCAGCCACGUAUGCAUGGGCGACGAGUUCUAUCCAGUGAUGCCAAUUGCUGGGAGCUCACCUGCGGCUGGUAACACGUACAAGCUGGAUGGCUGGAGCUCGGGUGUUGCGAACCGAUACUGUCAGUGGGCUCGCUGGAACAGCACCAACUACGGCACGGAGACCGUACGAUUCACCGUUAAGGAUGGCAGUGGCACCUGCUUAAGUGCAUCGACGCCUUUGUCGGUCACCAUGCAAGGCAUUGCAGCGACGUGCCAAAACCCACGUGUGGUGGACGGGACCCUUGCUGGCUGCGGAAUUGGAGACCAGGACAAUGAGUGCCUCUGGUCCUUCAACAUCCCACGACCUGGCACCCCUGACUUCAAGUGCGCACCGUCUCCACCAAUGCCACUCAGCUCUCUGCCGCCCUCUCCUGUGGCAAGCCCGGCGCCUCCCCCUCCCUCACCUCCCCGGCCGGCACCUUCUCCGCCACCGCCCAGCCCGGCACCGCCCUCUCCGGCGCCCAGCCCGCUGCCGCCCUCGCCUGCGCCGCCAAGCCCGGCACCGUCCUCGCCUGCACCCAGCCCGCUGCCGCCCCCGCCUGCCCCGCCCAGCCCGGAACCGCCCUCGCCGGCGCCCAGCCCGCUGCCGCCCUCGCCUGCGCCGCCCAGCCCGGAACCGCCCUCGCCGGCGCCCAGCCCGCUGCCGCCCUCGCCUGCGCCGCCCAGCCCGUCGCCCAAAUUCUCACCAUCUCCCAAGCCGCCUAGCCCUCCCAAGCCGCCUAGCCCUCCGAAGCCACCAAGCCCUCCCAAGCCGCCUAGCCCUCCACCACCCUCACCUCGUCCACCCAGCCCGGCACCCCCUCCAAAAGCGCCUUCAUGCGUUUACUGGGACCCUGGGAACGACGCCGGGCUUGAGCAAGGCGAUUCUCAGGACGGCAUAGAAUCUUGCGUGGACCAGGCUAGCUGCCUGGAUAUCUACAUUGACAGCGGCACAUGCACCACCACCAGCACUGGCUUGCUGCGCUGCCAAGCGUGCUUGUACUGGGGUAACAGUCGUGCAACUUGCGCUAAGCCUAGCGCCGACACCGUCAGCCGCGUAUGCAUGGCCGACCAGCUCUACCCAGUGAUGCCGACUGCUACGAGCUCACCUGCGGCUGGCAACACGUACACGCUGGACAUCUGGAGCUCGGGCGCAUACAACCGCUACUGCCAGUGGAUUCAGUGGAACAGCACAAACAACGGCACGGAGACCGUACGGUUCUCCGUCAAGGACGGCAGCGGUGCAUGCCUCAACACUACGGCGCCCUUAUCGGUCACCCUUCAAGGCCUCGCGGCAACGUGCCAAAACCCACGUGUGGUGGACAAUGUGGCUGCUGGCUGCGGUACUGGAGACCAGGAUGAGUGCCUCUGGUCCUUCGAGAUUCCACGACCUGGCACCCCUGCCUUCAAGUGUGCCCCCUCUCCUCCAAGCCCUAUGCCGCCCCCACCUCCUCGGCCACCGUCUCCUCCUCGGCCGAGCCCGCCUCCCUCCCCACGCCCUCCUAGCCCAAGGCCGCCUCUUCCAUCACCGCCUAGCCCAGCACCUUCGCCACCGCAGCCCAGCCCCCAGCCGCCUUCCCCUGCUCCGGACAGCCCGGAUACCUCCACGCCUCCUCCAAGCCCACAACUUCCCUCCCCAUCGUCGCCGAGCCCAGCGCCCUCCCCAUCUCCUCCUAGCCCACAACCACCUUCUCCGUCACCACCUAGCCCAGCUCCCUCACCGCCGCCUCCAAGCCCACAGCCGCCGUCCCCUCCUCCACCUAGCCCACAACCGCCGUCCCCCUCACCUCCUAGCCCAGCUCCCUCCCCACCACCACCUAGCCCACAGCCACCUUCGCCAAAGCCGCCUAGCCCGGCUCCCUCCCCGCCACCUCCAAGCCCCCAGCCACCCUCCCCACCGCCGCCUAGCCCCGCUCCCUCCCCACUACCGCCUAGCCCACAGCCGCCUUCGCCAACGCCGCCUAGCCCUGCGCCAUCUUCCCCACCACCUAGCCCCCAGCCACCCUCUCCUUCGCCGCCCAGCCCGGAGCCCUCCCCACCUCCGCCAAGCCCCCAGCCACCAUCUCCUUCGCCGCCUAGCCCGGAGCCCUCCCCACCUCCGCCAAGCCCCCAGCCACCAUCUCCUUCGCCGCCUAGCCCGGAGCCCUCCCCACCUCCGCCAAGCCCCCAGCCACCCUCUCCUUCGCCGCCUAGCCCGGAGCCCUCCCCACCUCCGCCAAGCCCCCAGCCACCAUCUCCUUCGCCGCCUAGCCCGAAGCCCUCCCCACCUCCGCCAAGCCCCCAGCCACCCUCGCCAUCACCACCAAGCCCCCCCCAGCCACCUUCUCCAGCUGCCGUAAGCCUGAACCCGCCGCCGCCGCCACCGUCGCCGCCAGCACCCUCUCCUCCUGUUGAGCCCUGCAUCUACUACAACCCUGGAAUGGACAGCGGUCUUGAGCAGGGCGAUCCCACGGACGGCAUUGAAACCUGUAUGGAUCAGGCCAGUUGCCUGAAUGUGUUUUUGGACAGCAAGACUUGCGUCAUGAUGCCAGGCACCGGCAGCAGCGACGCUGGCGCUCCCUGGCUUUACUGCGAAGUUUGCCUGUAUUGGGACAACGAACGCGCCACUUGCGCCAAAGCAAGCACUGAUACCGUGGGCCACGUCUGCAUGGGCGACCAGUUGUCUCCUAUUCUGACGAGUUUUGAGAGCACGCCGACGGUUGGCCAGACGUACGAGGUCCAGGCCUGGGGCCCUGGCAUUGAAAAUCGCUACUGCCAAUGGAUCCGGUGGAACAGUACGAACUACGGCAAGGAAACCGUCAGUUUCACUGUCAGCGAUGGCAGUGGCGAAUGCCGGAACGUGGCUACACCGUUGUCGGUCACCUUGCAAGGCAUCGAUGCUACAUGUCAGGGUCCGCGUGAAGUCGACGACACUCCUGUUGGCUGUGGCAACGGCGAUGCUACAAACGAUUGCCUCUGGUCAUUCAACAUUCCACGACCAGGCACGCCUGGGUUCAGCUGUGCGCCAAGCCCACCAAUGGCACCAAACCCACCCCCAUCCCCAUUACCGCCAUCCCCUCGGCCCCCAAGCCCACGGCCCAAGCCGCCGAGCCCACGGCCCCCCCCUCCUAAGCCACCAAGCCCAAGGCCGUCACCACCACGGCCGCGACCUCCUCCGCCUUCGCCACCCAAAUCAUCACCCCCCUCACCGGCGCCCAGCCCACUGCCACCCUCACCUACACCGCCCAGCCUUCCCCUAUCACCAGCGCCCAGCCCGCAGCCGCCAUCGCCUGCUCCGCCCAGCCCGGAACCGCCCUCGCCUGCGCCGCCCAGCCCGGCACCUCCCUCACCGGCACCCAGCCCGCCGCCACCAUCACCUGAGCCUUGGGGACCGUCACCUCCUACGCCCACCCCGUCGGCGGUUCACCCGCCGCCACGCCACCCUAGGCCUCCUAGACCCCCUUCUCCUCCUGAGCAGGAGCCUUGCAUCUACAGGGAUCCAGGAAACGACACCGGUCUCGUACAAGGCAAUUCCACGGAUGGCGUCGAGACCUGUAUGGACCAAGCCAGUUGCCUCGAUGUGUUCAUGGAUGCCAGCUCCUGCAUUACAGUUGUUGGUGACUACGGUAGUGAGGAUGAUGAGCCAUGGCUGUACUGCGAGGUUUGCCUGUACUGGAACACGGACCGCGCAACUUGCGCCAAGCCCAUGAAUGACACCCUUGGCCACGUUUGCAUGGGUGAUCGGUUCCUACCUGUCAUUCCGAGCAUCGAGAGCUCGCCGGCUGUCGGCGAGACGUAUGAGGUUCAGGACUGGGGCUCUGGCAUCGAAAAUCGCUACUGCCAAUGGGUGCGGUGGAACAGCACGAACUUCGGCAAAGAAACCGUCAGUUUCACUGUCAGCGAUGGCAGUGGUGAAUGCCGGGACGUUGCUACGCCCUUGUCCGUGACGCUGCAAGGCAUCGCAGCCACUUGCCAGGGACCCCGUGAGGUCGACGACGCCCUUGCUGGGUGCGGUUCUGAGGAUGCGUCCAACGAUUGCCUUUGGUCGUUCCAAAUUCCACGGCCUGGCACGCCUGAGUUCCACUGUGUGCCAGGUCCACCUAUGCCUCCAAGCUCUCGGCCACCAUCUCCUCGGUCAUCAAGUCCGUUGCCGCCUUCCCCACGGCCUUUCGGCCCCGUGCCACCAUCGGCUCAGCCUCCAAUGCCUUGGGGACCGUCACCUCCUACGCCCACCCCGUCGGCGGUUCACCCGCCGCCGCGUCACCCGAGGCCUCCUAGACCCCCUUCUCCUCCUGAGCAGGAGCCUUGCAUCUACAGGGAUCCAGGAAACGACACCGGUCUCGUACAAGGCAAUUCCACGGAUGGCGUCGAGACCUGUAUGGACCAAGCCAGUUGCCUCGAUGUGUUCAUGGAUGCCAGCUCCUGCAUUACAGUUGUUGGUGACUACGGUAGUGAGGAUGAUGAGCCAUGGCUGUACUGCGAGGUUUGCCUGUACUGGAACACGGACCGCGCAACUUGCGCCAAGCCCAUUAAUGACACCCUUGGCCACGUUUGCAUGGGUGAUCGGUUCCUACCUGUCAUUCCGAGCAUCGAGAGCUCGCCGGCUGUCGGCGAGACGUAUGAGGUUCAGGACUGGGGCUCUGGCAUCGAAAAUCGCUACUGCCAAUGGGUGCGGUGGAACAGCACGAACUUCGGCAAGGAAACCGUCAGUUUCACUGUCAGCGAUGGCAGUGGCGAAUGCCGGGACGUUGCUACGCCCUUGUCCGUGACGCUGCAAGGCAUCGCAGCCACUUGCCAGGGACCCCGUGAGGUCGACGACGCCCUUGCUGGGUGCGGUUCUGAGGAUGCGUCCAACGAUUGCCUUUGGUCGUUCCAAAUUCCACGGCCUGGCACGCCUGAGUUCCACUGUGUGCCAGGUCCACCUAUGCCUCCAAGCUCUCGGCCACCAUCUCCUCGGUCAUCAAGUCCGUUGCCGCCUUCCCCACGGCCUUUCGGCCCCGUGCCACCAUCGGCUCAGCCUCCAAUGCCUUGGGGACCGUCACCUCCUACGCCCACCCCGUCGGCGGUUCACCCGCCGCCGCGUCACCCGAGGCCUCCUAGACCCCCUUCUCCUCCUGAGCAGGAGCCUUGCAUCUACAGGGAUCCAGGAAACGACAC